Molecule: messenger RNA, 805 nt
Organism: Cucurbita moschata (crookneck pumpkin)
Lineage: Eukaryota; Viridiplantae; Streptophyta; Magnoliopsida; Cucurbitales; Cucurbitaceae
Product: cytochrome b5-like
Exons: 3
Coding region: 158-562 (134 amino acids)
Cellular component (GO): membrane; intracellular membrane-bounded organelle
Molecular function (GO): heme binding
Source: RefSeq, a predicted model, not a curated record
UUGACAUCUAGAACUUUCUAUAAGCUUAAUUUAAUUGCCCUUUCUAUAUAUAUAUAUAUAUGAUUUUUGUUUUGUAUCCUCGUUUUCGUCGCCCACUUUACCCCUUCAUUUCCUCCUCAAUCGGACACAAUCCGAUCGACGAAUCCAAUUCCAGCAGAUGGAUAGCGACAAAAAGGUCUUCACCUUGAAGGAAGUCGCAGAGCACAACAAUCACAAGGACUGUUGGCUCAUCAUCAGUGGCAAGGUAUAUGAUGUGACCAAAUUCUUAGAAGACCAUCCUGGUGGUGACGAUGUUUUGUUAUCAGCUACAGGAAAGGAUGCAACCGACGACUUCGAAGACGUGGGGCAUAGUGACAAUGCAAGAGAAAUGAUGGAUCAAUACUAUGUUGGAGAGAUCGAUGCUUCAACAAUUCCAAAGAAGGUGACAUAUACGCCUCCAAAGCAGCCUCAUUACAAUCAGGACAAGACAUCAGAGUUCAUCAUCAAGCUUCUCCAAUUCCUCGUUCCUCUUGCAAUUUUGGGAUUGGCAGUCGCCAUACGCUUCUACACCAAACAAGCUUGAGUGAGCUCUUGAGGUAACCUUAGAAAGCUUUAAAUUUGUUAGAUUGGUAGUGGUUGAUCCUUAUGCUGUUGCUAAUGAUCGGUCAGUCCAUCAAUGUGGCUUCUUGGUUAUAAAAUGCAGAGACAAUCAGUGUUUUUCAUUUCCCACUUCCUCUAGAUUUGUCAUAUUUAUGAACCUCUAAUACUUCAUAAAUUUUCAACGCAUCAAAUCUGAAUCCAUAUCUGAUUCUUGAUCUGUUGAUGA